AUGAUUAACGUAACACGGGAACUUCUUGAACAAUAUUAUGGAUUUAAUAAUGAAUCUAAUAAUGAUAGAUAUUUAUCAAUUCAUAAAAGUGUUAAUAAUAAAGACGCUUAUGAGAAGGAAAAUAUUGAUGAACAAAUGAUCUUAAAUGAAACGGAGGAGAUUUUAACGAAAGAAGAUGUGCAAAGUGAGAAGAAAUAUAAUGAAGAAGAGUCCACUGAUUUAUGUAGACAUAAUUUAUCUGAAUUGGAUGAAGAGGAAGAAAAAGUUGAUAAAAGUAUAACUUUGGAAUCUAUAAACAAUUGUAUAAAACUAGACAAAGUUUUAUUGUUGAAUAAUUUUCUAAAUAUUAAAUAUGUCUUAAUCUUUGUGUUUACACGUGCUCAAGAUCCUGAAGUAUUACGUACUAGCGAGUUGUGCCCUGUAUCUGCAGAUGAUUUGGACUCUACAUCUGAUAUUUCUUCGGUAAUAACACAAGAUGCAACACAGGAAUCAAAUAAACAAUAUGAAGAUUUAGUACCAAUUUCUAACAAAAAGUUUGUUUAUAAUUCAAUGUUUGUGGACUUGUCAAAUGCAAGACUUACAGUAUUACCAGAUAAUAUAACACAACAUUUUUCAACAAUACAGAUGCUUUACUUAGAAAAUAAUGCAUUAUCAGAAAUUCCUGAUGAACUUUUUCCUUCUUUACAAAAUCUUGAAUGGUUGGAUGUACGGAAUAAUCAAUUGAAAUCUUUACCAAAGAAUAUCAAAUUUCAUUCUUCUUUGCAUACACUUUUAUUGCAAGGAAAUCAAAUUCAGAUGUUACCAUUAGAACUCUGCUUGAUACCAAGAUUAAAAAAUUUACAAGUAGCGUGUAAUCCUCUAACUAUGCCACCAGAGAAUGUCGUUGCACUUGGAUGUUCUAGUAUUUUAACAUUUUUAAAAAUUGAAUGGAACAAAUUACAUCCAGAUGAAAUUGAAAUUGGAGUAACCUAUGAAACAUGUGCCAGCAAAGGAAUUGAUUUUGUUAGACAAAAACAACUUUUAUGGAUCAAUAAAAUUACAGAAAUGUUGAAUAAAGAAGCUUCUGUACUUCAGAAAAUGAAAGACAAGAUAGCUCUACAAAAGUGGAGAGAUGAUAAAAGCAGUUUCCAUAAAAGUAUGGAGAAAGCUACAAAAAGAAGAGAAGGCGACAUCCCAUUCGCUACUGAAGAUGUUAACGAUUUAUAUAUAACUAAUGCAGAAAACAAUUCGGUAAGAUAUUUUACUAAAAUUUGCUCGUUACAGAGCCGUAUAAAAUUAUAUAACAUGAAUAAAAAAAUCAUUGAAUUGUUGGAUUCAUUAAAUACGAUAAAUAUGGAUGGAAUUACAAAUAUGACACUUCGAAAAAUGAUUCCAAGUUUGUACAAAAAUCGUUUACAGGUUCGUCUUUUACAAAAAGAAAUACAUCAUCUUCAGCGAUAUAAUAUAUCGAUGUCUUAGAUCUACGUCUGUAAGUAUAAAUUUAAAUAUGAAUUUUUAUAUGAAAUUAUUUAUGUAUGUGCAUUUAUAUUUUAUAAUUUAUUUACUAAUUUAUUGGACUAUGAUCGUAAAUUUAAAUAUCAAAUAAUCUGUUACAUAUCAUAUAAAACAUUAAUUAUGAUAAUAACACAUACAUAAUUUUUCUUUUAACGUAAUAAUAUGCAAACAAAAUAAUAAUACUUACGAAAUAACUAUACUUAUAUCACAAUUUGAAAUAAUGUAUCCUGCAUUUGCAUAGAACCAAUUUAUAUUUUUAUGAAAUUAUCAAGUUAAUUAAUAUUAGUAAUAAAAAAUACUCUAAUAUAUAUAUAUGUAUAUUAUUUAUGUUUUUAUAGAUAGUUGUAGAGAAUACUAUAAUAUAUAAAUUUCAGUAUAUGUUAAAAUACAAAGAAAAAAAUUUAUAAAGCUGCAUGAUCAAAUAAAUGAUAAACAAGAAAUCUUAAAUUACACUUGUAAAUUACAGAUAGAAAUACGUAAAUUAUGUUCGUGCUUAGGUUUAGAAUAUUCGCUUGAACGUUUCUAAUAUCAUUUUUAGGCUCGUAUUACAUUAUAUGAAAUGAACAUUAUGUAAAAUCAAUAAUUUUGUAUCGUCGAAAUGGCGUAAUUAUUUAAAACAGAUGAUGAUAAUAAAAAUUAGCUUCGAUUGACUAUAAAUAUAUCUCUUAUAACAGAAUAUUUUUAACAAGUCAUAAGAUUUAGACAUCCAUUAUUGAA
Polistes canadensis is the source of this 2211-nucleotide messenger RNA. Its product is annotated as E3 ubiquitin-protein ligase LRSAM1-like. Lineage: Eukaryota; Metazoa; Arthropoda; Insecta; Hymenoptera; Vespidae. Gene Ontology annotation, molecular function: protein binding. The record is from RefSeq and is a predicted model, not a curated record.